AGACAAAGGUCCAAGUGAGGACCCUUAGCCCGAGGAGUGGCCCAUGGAGGACAGCCACGGUGAUGUGAUCCGGCCCCUGCGGAAGCAGGUGGAGCUGCUCGUCAACACACAUUACACCAAGGCCAUUGGUAUCUCGGAGCCCGUCAAGGUGCCGUACUCCAAGUUUCUGAUGCACCCGGAGGAGCUGUUGGUGGUGGAGCUGCGUGAAGGCAUCUCCCUCCACAGGUCCAACUGCUUCGGGAUCGCCAAGUUCCAGAAGGUUCUGAAGGCCAGCAAUAGCAUCCAGUUUGUCUUCAAGAGGCCUGAGCUGCUCAAAGAGCCCAUCGUGGAGAGUCAAGGAACUGCCUCCUCACUUGGCGUCUCUCCCCCUGCCCUGCCCCCAGAGAGGGACUCCGGGGACCCUCUGGUGGACGAGAACCUGAAGAGACAGGGCUUUCAAGGUGAUUUAUAUGUUUCUAUUGCAAAUUGA
Messenger RNA from Mandrillus leucophaeus (drill), 469 nucleotides. Its product is annotated as general transcription factor II-I repeat domain-containing protein 1-like. Gene Ontology annotation, molecular function: DNA-binding transcription factor activity. Gene Ontology annotation, cellular component: nucleus. The record is from RefSeq and is a predicted model, not a curated record. Bases 44 to 469 code for a protein of 141 amino acids. NCBI's taxonomy places the organism in Eukaryota, Metazoa, Chordata, Mammalia, Primates, Cercopithecidae. The transcript has 6 exons.